Messenger RNA from Athene cunicularia (burrowing owl), 2995 nucleotides. It is a transcript of the gene AMN1, whose product is annotated as antagonist of mitotic exit network 1 homolog. Gene Ontology annotation, cellular component: SCF ubiquitin ligase complex. The transcript has 7 exons. Gene Ontology annotation, biological process: SCF-dependent proteasomal ubiquitin-dependent protein catabolic process. NCBI's taxonomy places the organism in Eukaryota, Metazoa, Chordata, Aves, Strigiformes, Strigidae. The annotation marks the transcript as partial. The record is from RefSeq and is a predicted model, not a curated record. Gene Ontology annotation, molecular function: protein binding.
CAGCGUCUGGUAGCGGUGGCAGAGUACGUGACGGAGUUUGAUCGUGGUGGCAGGGUAGGUGACAGGGUUUGGCAGCGUUCACCAGGAGCUACAGGAGAGGUGACAGGGUUUGAUGGGGUGGCAGGAUGCCUUCAGUGUUUGACAAAGAACCUUUCCAGAUAUGCUGCAGAUAUUAAGUCAUUGCCACCCAACAUAAAGGAUAAACUGAUUAAAUUAAUGAGUAGGCAAGGGCAAAUUACUGAUUCAAAUAUCAGUGAGAUAUUGCACCCUGCUGUAGAGUCUCUAGAUCUCCGAGACUGUGAUAUUUCGGAUAAUGCAUUAUUGCAGCUUUAUAACUGCAAGCAACUGAAAAAGAUCAACUUAAAUUCUUGCAGAGAAAACAGACUUGGAAUCACUUCAGAAGGUGUCAUAGCACUGGCCUUAUCCUGUCCUUACUUGCGUGAAGCGUCUUUUAAAAGGUGCUGUGAUAUAACUGACAGUGGAAUUCUUGCUCUUGCGCUCAACUGCCAGUUCCUACAAAUUGUGAACUUGGGCAGCUGUUCAGGCAUCAUGGAUGCAUCUCUUCAGGCACUAGGACAAAACUGCAAAUUUCUUCACAGUGUAGACUUUUCAUCUACUCAGGUGACAGAUGAUGGCGUUGUAGCACUAGUGAGUGGAACAUGUUCAAAGAAUUUAAAGGAGAUCCAUAUGGAACGCUGUGUGAAUCUGACAGAUGUUGCUGUGGAAGCAGUCCUCACUUGUUGUCCAAAGAUACACAUUUUUCUGUUCCAUGGAUGCCCACUGAUCACAGAUCGUUCCCGAGAUGUUUUAGAGCAGCUAAUCAUAUCAAACAAAAUCAAGCAAGUAACAUGGACUGUUUACUGAUUAUUUAUUGUGUACGUACAAGUGUAAAGUUUACAGAUGGGAGAGUUCUUUCGGAAAACAAGCACCUUGGAGAAAUAGCUGGUGACUUCUGUAGCACCAGAUUACUUCCCGCCUUGUUCCCACCAGAGGUCUCCAUCGCCAUUCCAGUCCUUGCCUGUGAGUCUGGGCUUCCCCACUGUCUCUGCUUAGAGCCCUGUCUUCGCAUGGCUGAUCAUACUUCAUUAAGAGGAAAGUUAAACUAUAAUUAAUAUUGCACUGUCAUCGCUCAGCCUCCUUGAAGUAUCAGAUUUGGCUACUAUUUAGCAUCUUUUAGCAUCUUGGCUACAUAUACAAACCCAAUUUAAGUCUGUGUUCUGAUUUGUAGUCUGAGAGGAUAGCUGCAACUAAAAGUACCAAGCCUAAACAUAGUAUUUAACACAUCCAGAAAUGUUUGUAAAGUUGGGACUUCAAUCUGACAAGUCAGCAGACAACUGACAAAUGGAGUGGCAUUAACGGCAAGGCAAAUGUAUUUUAAGUCGUAAGAGACAAUCUCCUUUCACCAUGUGCUUUUGCUAGGUCUGGAUGAAAAACUGCAGGUACCUUUCUUUCAGUGUUACUGAUGCUGCAGGUUUCUGGUUUUAUUUACCAUCAAAUAUUUGCUGGAUUUUUACACAUCCGAAACUACAGUGUGAACAUAAACUUGAUUUGAAAUUGUUGUGGUGACUUAAAAAAUUUCAGAAUAGUAGUAAUGACCAAUAAAAGAAUCUUAUAUAUGGACAAAUACUUACUUGCCCUGGCUUUUGCCUGUGUUCCUGCAUGAAAAUACCUUUAGGGAACAGAACAUUGGUCCUCAUAAGCAUAGCUGUGAGUGAAAUAGGACCAAAUUUACUGUCUGAGUAUAUAAAUCUCAGGAUGGUAGAGUUAGCAGAAUGUUGUGCUAUAUGCAGUUUAUUACAUCUCCAGUGGCCCCCAGAAGCUGAAAAUAACAACCAUUUAUAUAUUGUUUAACUGUAGUCAUAUUAAAGAAAAAAAGAUUAGAACUGUAGAAUGAGUUUAUUACAUGAUGGAACAGUGGUCACAUAAUUACAAGUCAUGUUCGUUGGCUUUCUCGAAACAGUAUAACUUCUUGUGACACUUCUAUGACUUCUACAUUAAACUUUUAAAAAUACUAGUAAUUUUUGCAUUAUAUAGGGCAGGUAUCACACUGUGUUGUGACUCUGCAUCUGAAAGUAGCAGGGUUUAUCUAGGGUGGUCUUAAAUGUAUCUGGUGACAUGUAAAACCUCAUAAGUUUGGGCGACCGUAAGGACUAUGUUUACUUUACAAUUUAACACUUGUCAUAGCCACACUCAUUUUAAGUGUUGCAGAAAUAAACCAGUCUUCUAUGAAUCUAUUUGAAGUUCAGGUCAAAUUGCAUGGAAGAGAAUAUAAUACAUGUUGCAUUCAGUAAUAUUAAAGGAUAUUAUGAUGUCUGACAGUCAUCUCUCUUCUUUUGUUGAUAUAUAGGUUUGUGGAAGAGCAAGUACAUUUAGAAAACUUGGUCAAGUGUAACUGAAAGCAUAAUUUUCAAACGCCAGUCCCUAAAUCCCUAACUCUUAUUACAUGCAGUACUGUUGCUCAGCCCAGUGAUGUGUUCCUGGUACCUAUAGCUACACCAGUACAAACCAUUCCAGCAAAUAGAAGUUGAUUUUGCUACAUUAAGCAACUAGCAUCUGAAGGCUGUAAUUGCAGCAAAUCCUUGGACCAGAAAGAGGCCUAAGAACCUAAUCUACCAUGGUUUAUUCCCUUUUUUGGUUAAAGAGUAGUUUACUGUUUUGCUCUGUGGAAUCCCUGGUAUCAGUCAGGGCCCAUCAUGCCUUUCAGCUUUUGGACAUGACUUGGCAAUAAACUUGUUUUGUGCUAUUUUUGAUAUUGAUCCAUCUAGCUGAUUAGGUGGCAGCAGUGACACCUCAGUAAUCAUGUCAAAUAAAUAAAGCAUAAGGGUCAGGCUGCCAGCCCUGGUUUCAGGAAGGGUGCUGGAAGACAGUAAAUAGAAUUGUAAGCUAACUCAAGUGAGAGGGGCCUUGGGAGGUUUCUAUUCUAACUUCCUGCCCAAAGUGGGGCCAGCUCAGAGCUCAGACCAGCUUAGUCAGAGCUUUAUCCAGCCAAGUCUUG